This is a messenger RNA of Cheilinus undulatus (humphead wrasse), 3042 nucleotides long. RefSeq names its product adhesion G-protein coupled receptor G2. The transcript is spliced from 14 exons. Bases 61 to 1806 code for a protein of 581 amino acids. Gene Ontology annotation, cellular component: membrane. The record is from RefSeq and is a predicted model, not a curated record. Gene Ontology annotation, molecular function: G protein-coupled receptor activity. Gene Ontology annotation, biological process: cell surface receptor signaling pathway; adenylate cyclase-activating G protein-coupled receptor signaling pathway. Lineage: Eukaryota; Metazoa; Chordata; Actinopteri; Labriformes; Labridae.
CCCUCCAGCUUAAUUGUAAUUGUGAAUAAAGAGACUCUGUCCCUGCAAGAUAUUGUGAUCAUGAAUACAGCUGAUGAUAAUUUCAACUGUGUCCCAUCAAACUUGUCCAGUGUCCCAGGUUCCCUUUUUAACAUCCACAAGUGUUUUAACAAGGGUGUACAUAAUGUUCGAUUAAGUAAUAAAACCCUCUGUGGAAAGGAUUCCCCAGAAGAAGAAUGCCAAGGUUUUCCAGGAACAGACCACAAAUUCAGUGUAAGUGGGGAUGGAAAUAACUUGAAAGUGACUUGUGCGUCGUUGUGUAAACCAUCCCAGCAGGAUCUAUGUCCUGAAAGACCCCCUGAGAGCGAUGAAAGCGCUGGGAACAGCUUGGAAGCUGCACUAAAUAUUGUAGGAAACAUCUCAUUCAUAUUGGAAAGCAUGACCAGUUGCUCCACAGUAGCAAUAAAAAAAGGCAAAAUCAGAGGACUGGUACACAAACUGCCCGCCGAAGAACAAACCAGCAUCAACAUUGGAAUCACAUCAAAAAAUAUCUCCAUUCUGAAGGACAACAAUGAUUCGCAGACAGAGUUAUCUCUACUGGUUCAAGUCUCAAAAGAGGCCAGUGAAAUGGCAGUGAAAAGGGGCGGUUCAUAUGUUGGACUUUUUCAAGUCCCAGAAGUCUAUCAGGAUCUUCCUGACAGCUCGUUUCUGAACAACGAGGCUGUUGAAAUUGAAAUGGGAGCAGAAAUAUCCAAUCUCUCAGAGACCAUCGACAUUCAGUUCAGAAAUGUGGACAAGAAAGGAAAAGUCGCUUCUUGCAGGUCCUGGAAUGGCAAAGGAAAAGAUCCCAUAUGGAUUAAAGAUGGCUGCUACACAAAUGAGACAAAUGACACCGUCACAUGCCAGUGCUCUCAUCUGACAUUUUUUGCAGUACUAUUGUCUCCUCCACCGAGAAACAUCAGCAUUUCAGAUCUAAGGUCUCUUACUUACAUCACAUCCAUCGGAUGCGGCCUGUCGUUGUUUUUCUUGGUGGUGGCCAUCAUUAUGCACUGUCUCAUCAGGAAGAGGAAAGCAAGCCAAGCUACUCACAUCCUCAUAAACCUCUUCGUAGCCAUGUUCACCCUCAACCUGUCCUUCCUCACAAAUGAAAAAAUUGCAAAUUUAGGGAACUUUGGCGUAUGUGUGGCAAUCGCAGCGUUGCUGCACUACACUAUGCUGGCAACAUUUAGUUGGUUUUUAGUGGAAGCUCUGCACUUCUACUUUACUUUGCUGAAGCUUCCAUCUACUAUCAAACAUUACAUGAAGAAGAUUUGCAUCAUGGGAUGGGCCACACCAGCUAUUGUUGUGAUUCCUCUUCUGGCCUUGAAGAAAUACAAUUACUUGGACAUUUCUGCUGACGACGGGACUAAGGCAACCAUGUGUUGGAUCUCUGAUGCUAGUAUCCACCAGGGAGUGAACAUUGGCUAUUAUGCUGUAGUGUUCAUCUUCACCCUCAGCAUAUUCAUCCUAACUGUGCGACAGUUUUCUUUCCUCAAGCCCCCUCAAGUGAAAACUUGGGAAGGCAGCUCCAUUAGGUCAAACUCCUUCUCUAUCCUGGGCCUGUUCCUGCUACUUGGCCUCACCUGGGCCUUUGCUUUCUUCAGCUAUGGACCUCUGCUUAUAGUCUCGUACUACAUCUUCACCAUCCUCAACUCCUUUCAAGGCUUCUUUCUGUUCAUCUACUAUUGCUACUCCAGUAAAGCCAUUGGAGGGAACAGCAGUGCCACAGCCACCAGCAGCAGCAGCACGGCUACAUCCAACACAGCCAUCCCCUCUCUGUAUCAGUGAUGCUCCAUGGACAGGAAGUUCUCUGUAACUGACACAAGAGGGCAGCAUUUCCUUUACUUAGCCAAGUAGAUCUCUCAUCCUUGUAGUCUCUCCAGCUUUGUGUUUCUUACUGAAUGACUACCCUGACCUGAUGCGGCUAAUCUGGAUUACCUUCAUUGAGAAAAUUUCUCAGGCGCUGGCUGACAGAGGCGAUGGCGUAAUCUCCUGGAAGUCAUUUGCGUGGAUGACUCUGCGUCUUUACAGCAGCCCUGUCUGAGUCACUGUGAAACAUGCAGAGAAGAUUAUGAUUCACUCAGGUUAAAUUACAGAGCCAGUAAAUUAAAGCUUCGUCAUGCAUUGGAAUGCAGAGUGUAGAUGUUUAAGAUGUGAAAUAUUUCCUCUUUAUGACUGAUGUGGCCGUCAUGUGGAGCGAUGAUGGCAAAGAGCAGAAAAAACAAGGUGAAGGGAAGUCAUGUCUUUCUUAUAUUUUAGAGCGUUGGGAUCUGAGCUCGGCAGCGAGCGCUUUGCGUGCCUGCAGAUAAUUAUUGUGUGCCUAGAGAGAGCCGUAUCCACUGUGAGGGGAGCCUUAAACAGCUAACAAGAAAUGAGCUCAUGGCUACCUAUAGUGAUAGGAGGCCUCAGGCUCUACUGUUAUGUUGCAACAAUUGUCUGCAAUAUGACUGUAUUUUCAACUAGCAUUUAUAGCUUCUAAAAGGUACAUAAAGAUGAUAUUUUAAAGUUUUUUCUUCAUAUAAGCUCCAGUUAAAAUUUAGUAGGCUACUUAAGACUCUUUAAUGUGACUACAGGCUGUUAAUAUGAUUAAAUCUUAAUUAUACAUGACUUUAAGACAGUUUUCAAACAUUUUUCCCAAGGUGCACCUGAGAUCAAGCCAGAAUCUCAAGGCCCACCUUAUUCAUAUAUAACCAAAAAGAACAUCUUUAACACGUGUUACUGAAUCUUUAGUUGUAGCAAUAUUAUAUGGUUGUACAAAUUCCCACAGCACUCCUAGACUCGCAAGGGAAUCACAUCUGCCUUAUACAACUGUAUAUUUUUUAAAAUACAUUUUACUUCUGUUUAUUGUGAAAUGCUUCUUUGUAAUUUACAGUAUGAUACAUUUUUCACUUUUAUUCAUUAAUUUGUAUAUCUUUGGUUUAAGAUCUUAUGGAUACAAUAUUGUUAAGAUGAGGCUUGAGGAGGGUUUAUUCAGGCAUUGCAGCAAUGCAAAGACAAGAAAGAGGGAGCAAAUAAGAGGAAAUC